GUGACGUCAGACGGCUAUUUGCAUACGGCGCAGUAUUUAUACAGCGAUGCACGCUGCUCUCAUCACUCCGCUCCUGUGCCCACGAGACGCGCAUCGCUUCGUCACUACAGCGCAAAACCAGAACCUUCUGCAGAAAUGGCUGACAAACCUGACGUCUCGGAAGUCGCCAACUUCGACAAGACCAAGCUGAAGAAGACCGAAACCCAGGAGAAAAACACCCUGCCUACCAAAGAAACCAUCGACCAGGAGAAGACUUCAUAAUGAAGCGCUGUGCAUUGUACAUUCCACAAGCCUUACUACUCUUCUGUCACUCUGUGUAUUCCAACUGCGGUACUUAAAAACAUGUCUGCCAAGCCGCUCGGCCGAUGACCCUCUGCACAGUGAGGGAGUGUGGCUUGUCGGCAUGGGUUCCUGCUAAUCUGUUGCUGUGGAUGCAUCUUCACGUGUGGUGUUUGGGGGACGUGUCAUGGAACACCUGUGGUGGUGGGGGGACGACUUGCCCAAUCAUUUGUAAACCGUCUGGCCACUGUGUGCAUGCUCUCAUGGCGAGCAGUGUCUUUUUGUAAGAAUCUGGAAUGCACAAGCUUGUUAAAUACGCAGAAUAAAAAUGUAUACUGA
This is a messenger RNA of Gasterosteus aculeatus aculeatus (three-spined stickleback), 618 nucleotides long. RefSeq names its product thymosin beta 4 X-linked (gene tmsb4x). Gene Ontology annotation, biological process: regulation of cell migration; actin filament organization. Gene Ontology annotation, molecular function: actin monomer binding. The record is from RefSeq and is a predicted model, not a curated record. Gene Ontology annotation, cellular component: cytoplasm. NCBI's taxonomy places the organism in Eukaryota, Metazoa, Chordata, Actinopteri, Perciformes, Gasterosteidae.